Messenger RNA from Lodderomyces parapsilosis, 1113 nucleotides. RefSeq lists its product as uncharacterized. The transcript has a single exon. Lineage: Eukaryota; Fungi; Ascomycota; Pichiomycetes; Serinales; Debaryomycetaceae. The coding region runs from base 1 to 1113 and encodes 370 amino acids. The record is from RefSeq and is a predicted model, not a curated record.
AUGAAAUAUUCAAAAUUCGUUUUGACGUUAGCUGCUUCAGCUGCUAUUUCAGCUGCUCCUUUAGCGAUUAGGGAUGAUGCUGCACCAAGUAAUGACCGAGUUAGUUUUCUUGCUACUUCAACGACCAUUGCUACUGACACUGCUGCUGAUAGUACUACCGACGUUACUACUGGGGCGGCUAUUGACGCUGCCACUGACGAUUUUUCAUUUAUCACUGAGGUCCCCACCGACGAUGAUCCACUGACCCUUGACCCCGACUUUUGGAAAAGCAAUGUUAUUGCUUAUCCGAUUUAUACUGGUACAAUUGUCAGCACAUUCGACCCAUGGGCUCCAACUUUCACUGACUCUCAUACAACAUUUUACAUCAUCCGAAGUCCUUAUGGGUUUGUGGGUGACAGGGUGUUUCGUUCUGGUACCAAAAGAGAUAGUGGAAUUGAAAAUAAAGAGGAGGAAAAAGAUGUCGAGGCUAUCCCUACUGAUGUGGCUUCCGCAACCACUGCUUCUGAUAGUUCUGGUGUUGAAACAACCACUGUGGAUGGAGAUGACCCACUGAUCCUUGACCCGAAUUUUUGGGAAAGUCAUUAUGUUGGUUAUCCGCUUUUCACAGGCACAGUUGCCACCACAUUUAACCCAUGGGGUCAGACUUUUACUGACUUCAAUAAGCCAUAUUACAUCAGUUUCCCAGAAUAUCGAAAGGGCACUAUAAAGAUUCGUGGGAAUGACAAAAGGGACAACGAUAAUGCCAAGAAUUACGAAGAAGAACAAGGAUUUGUUGAAGCUUUCACUACCGGUGAAGCGACCCCAACUACUACUAUUGUUACUAGUUCUAUCACUGAAGUGCCGGCUGAAGCAGAGCAGAGUGAUGACUUACUGACCCUGGACCCAAACUUUUGGAGUAGUCAUUAUGCUGGUUUUCCUAUUGACAAAGAUGGACAUACAUUGUCAGUUGCCACUACUUUCAAUCCAGAUGAUGGAACUUGGCCUGAUUGGGACCAAGAAUUCUACAUUACUCGUGCUCCUGAUGGUUGGCUGGGAGAUACUUAUUUUGCUCAGAAAAACAAGAGAGAUGCAGGUGUUGAGCAUGUUGAAGCUGUCACCACCGUUUUGAUUUAG